This is a messenger RNA of Microcebus murinus (gray mouse lemur), 1797 nucleotides long. It is a transcript of the gene MICU2, whose product is annotated as mitochondrial calcium uptake 2. Lineage: Eukaryota; Metazoa; Chordata; Mammalia; Primates; Cheirogaleidae. Gene Ontology annotation, cellular component: uniplex complex. Gene Ontology annotation, biological process: mitochondrial calcium ion homeostasis; calcium import into the mitochondrion. Gene Ontology annotation, molecular function: calcium ion binding. The record is from RefSeq and is a predicted model, not a curated record.
ACGGCGCUUCCGCAAAGAUGGCGGCGGCUGCGGGCGGUGGCGCUCGCCUGGCGGUCUGGGGCGGACGACUGCGGCGCGGGCUCGCCGCCGGCCGACGGGCCGUGCCGAGCCCUGGCCCCUUGGCGGCGGCAGUGGCCGGCGCCGCCCUGGCAGGAGCAGCAGCUGCCUGGCACCACAGCCGCGUGAAAGUCGCGGCGCGCGAGGGCAGCCUCGGCGUCCUAGCUCAGAAAAAUGCUGACCCUGGAAUAAUAGAAAAAUUGUCUCUUCGUAAACAGCGUUUCAUGCAGUUUUCUUCCCUGGAACACGAAGGAGAGUAUUAUAUGACACCACGAGACUUCCUCUUUUCAGUAAUGUUCGAGCAAGUGAAACGUAAAACUUCAGUCAAGAAGCUAACAAAAAAGGAUAUCGAAGAUGCACUUGGAGGAAUCCAAACAUCUGGUUGUGGAUCAACUUUUUUUAGAGACCUUGGUGAUAAAGGGCUAAUUUCAUAUACCGAGUAUCUUUUCUUGCUUACAAUCCUCACUAAGCCCCAUUCUGGGUUUCAUGUUGCUUUUAAAAUGCUGGAUGCAGAUGGUAAUGAGAUGAUUGAAAAAAAGGAAUUUUUUAAGCUGCAGAAAAUCAUAAGUAAACAAGAAGACUUGCUGACAGUGAAAACCAAUGAAACAGAAUAUCAGGAACCAACAGCAAAAGAACCUGAAAUUAAGACCACCCUUCAGAUACAUUUCUUUGGAAAAAGAGGAGAAAGAAAACUUCAUUAUAAACAAUUUCGAAGAUUUAUGGAAAAUUUACAAACAGAGAUUCAAGAAAUGGAAUUCCUCCAGUUUUCUAAAGGUUUGAGUUUCAUGAGAAAAGAAGACUUUGCAGAGUGGCUACUUUUUUUCACUAACACUGAUAAUAAAGACAUUUAUUGGAAAAAUGUGAGAGAGAAGUUGUCAGCAGGAGAGAGCAUUAGUUUGGAUGAGUUCAAGUCAUUUUGCCAUUUUACAACCCACUUGGAAGACUUUGCUAUUGCCAUGCAAAUGUUUAAUUUAGCUCAUCGCCCCGUCAGACUGGCGGAGUUUAAGAGAGCCGUGAAAGUAGCAACAGGGCAGGAGCUCUCAAACAAUAUUUUGGACACUGUCUUCAAGAUCUUUGAUUUGGAUGGCGAUGAGUGUCUAAGUCACGCAGAGUUUCUUGGGGUGUUAAAAAACAGGAUGCAUCGAGGUUUAUGGGUACCACAGAAUCCAACUGUACAAGACUACUGGAAAUGUGUGAAGAAAGAAAGCAUUAAAGGAGUAAAAGAAGUCUGGAAACAAGCUGGAAAAGGUCUUUUUUGAUAAAAGAUAAUAUGGCAAUUAUAUUGCUCCAAAUGUCAGAAUUUGUGAUUUUUUUUUUUUUUAAAUUAUCAGCUGUUUAUCUUCUUAAGUCUUCGGUGAGAUCCUUUGUAAUGUAAACAUAUCUUGUACUUGCUUGCUUUUUUUCCCCCUCCUAUGGUCUUGUCCGAAGCCUUCUAUUUGCUUUCUGAUUUAAUAACUUGAUUAAAGAACUUAGCAAAAAGAAAAGAAGGUAUUCUUUUACCCAAACAGAUAAUUAGAUUCUGCCAGAAGACCUAGAUUUGAAGUAAUGUUUUAUACUUUGGUAAGAUGGAAAGCCUAGUUAUUCACUGAUUUCUUAGACACAAUAGCAUGAUGUGCUUUCUGAAAGGAUAAAUAAGUACUUAUGGGGGAAAAGUGCUUGAUACACAAGGCCAGUAUCAAUUCCAGAAGUCCUGCUGAUCCUAAUAGGGUAAAUGAAAUUAAAAACUUAAUUCAGAUUUUU